AUGCCACCAGUUCCCCAAGAUCUCUUUCUGGAGAUGUGUUAUGAAGCGGUUCGUGCGAACGCGGACUGGGUUCCACCCGAAGGUAAGGGUGCCCUGUACCUCCGACCUUUGCUAAUGGGCAGUGGUGCGGCCUUGGGCGUUGGUCCCAGUUCAGAGUUCACCUUCGUGAUUUAUGUGGCGCCCGUUGGUAGUUACUUUCCCGGUGGUGCCCGGCUCCGCGUGGAAACCAACCAUCAUCGAGCAGCAGAGAUGGGCGUGGGAUAUGUGAAGGCAGCUGGCAACUAUGCGCCCUGCUUUCUACCGCAGAAGGACGCCAAGGAGAAAGGUUUCUCCGAUGUGCUGUACUUUGACCCCAGCGGAACGCGGGUUGAGGAGGCAGCUGCCAGCAACUUCUUUUGCGUCACAAAGGAUGGCGUAUUGAAGACACCUUCGCUAGGCACCAUUCUGGCCGGUGUCACCCGGGACACCAUCCUGAAGCUGGCGCGCAGACUCACCUCCACGGAGAGCGGUUUGCUCACCUCCGUGCAGGAGACCUCCAUCAGCUUGGGUGAAAUCCUCGAAGCCCGGGAAGCCUUCGUCACCGGCACGGCCGCAGCCGUGGGAUGGCCCAGCCACCGUGAUGGCAAUGUUUAA
Molecule: messenger RNA, 633 nt
Organism: Cladocopium goreaui
Lineage: Eukaryota; Dinophyceae; Suessiales; Symbiodiniaceae
Source: the annotation of a GenBank genome assembly